UCUGCAAACAGCAACCUUCUCGCCUUCACAUCUCCUACAGUCUUCAUCGACCGUUUUUACCAGUAUAUUCUCGCCAUAGAGGUAACUUCAACGUCAACUUUGAUAGUGCUCACCAGAACAUUACUUGUCUCUGCCUUUUUCACAGCGCCAUCCGUAGAACAUGGUCGUCAAGGCCGCCAGUCGAUGAAACGGCGAAUCUUCUGAAGACGUUGCUUAACGGACAUGGCAAAAAUUUUAUGACAAAAUUUUUGGGGCCAAUGGCCAAGGAUAGCAUGUCCGGCUUGGGAGGAGUUGAUCGUGUUGCUGUGGCACUUUCCGAGUCACCAACAAUUACGGAUUUCGCAUCCGCCAUCGGCUUGUCGGCGGAGGACACCCAGUACUUUGAGCAUGUACUCAAGGGCUUGGUGGAGGGAAACGCGGAGGUGGCGAAUGGACUCGGCUUUACAACCAACGAGGUAGCAGACAUGAAAUUUUACGUGGACAAACUUCGAAAGACCGGUUUCUUCGAAUAG
This is a messenger RNA of Soboliphyme baturini, 512 nucleotides long. Lineage: Eukaryota; Metazoa; Nematoda; Enoplea; Dioctophymatida; Soboliphymatidae. The record is from the annotation of a GenBank genome assembly.